Musca domestica (house fly) is the source of this 1549-nucleotide messenger RNA. RefSeq names its product peptidyl-prolyl cis-trans isomerase D (gene Cyp40). The coding region runs from base 87 to 1229 and encodes 380 amino acids. Gene Ontology annotation, cellular component: intracellular membrane-bounded organelle. Lineage: Eukaryota; Metazoa; Arthropoda; Insecta; Diptera; Muscidae. The record is from RefSeq and is a predicted model, not a curated record. Gene Ontology annotation, biological process: protein peptidyl-prolyl isomerization. Gene Ontology annotation, molecular function: peptidyl-prolyl cis-trans isomerase activity; protein binding. The transcript is spliced from 5 exons.
ACAUUGUAAAGUAUCAAACUCAUCGUGGGUAUUUUUUUUUGUUGUGUCGUCCAUUCUAAGAUAACCAUUGAGCCUUUGGAGGAACAAUGAAUAAAGCCAUACAACUACCAAUUAAUAAAAACAAUCCAAUUGUUUAUUUGGACAUUGUAAUUGACCACGAAUUUGCUGGACGAAUGGUCAUUGAGCUACGCAAAGAUGUAGUACCCAAAACGGCAGAGAACUUCCGAGCACUCUGUACUGGAGAAAAAGGAAUUGGUGCAAUGGGAAAACCUUUGCAUUACAAAGGCAUAAGAUUCCAUAAAGUGACCAGGGUGUAUGUGGCACAAAGUGGUGAUGUGGUCAACAAUGAUGGAACUAGUGGUGAAAGCAUUUAUGGACCUACAUUUGAAGAUGAAAAUUUUAUAUUGGAUCAUUCUGAUGAGGGUGUUGUUAGUAUGGCUAAUUUUGGAAAACCGAAUACAAAUAAUUCCCAAUUUUUCAUUACUUCAAUGGCCUGUGACAAUCUAAAUGGCUCAAAUGUUGUAGUGGGAAAAGUCUUAAGAGGCUUGGGUAUUAUCGGAGAAAUGGAUCAAAACACAAGCGAUGAGGGUAUACCGACAUCGGAAAUUGUCAUAGCGGAUUGUGGUGAAAUAAAACCAGGAGAAAAUUGGGGCGUCAAUGACAAUGAUGAAACCAAUGAAUGUUUACCUCCGUUUCCUCAAGAUUGGGAAGAGAAAUUUAAUGAAUUUACGUCAGAUGAACUUGUGGAAAUAUUGACAAAAAUCCGCUGUGCCGGCAAUUAUUUCUUUGAAAAAAAUGAAUUCUAUAAUGCUCGUCGAAAAUAUCGCAAAGCAAAUCGUUAUUAUAAUCUAUUGCGUAAACGUUAUGACUGGCAAGAAUUGCAACAUCUCAAAUGUUCCGAUGAAGAUCUUAAGAAGUUAGAUAGCUUUUCUGCUGUAAAUCAACUCAAUAUGGCUGCUGUUGAACUCAAGCUGAAGAACUACACAAAUGCUCAUUUUUGCUGUCGUGAAGUUUUACGUUUAAAUCCGUCAUGUGGCAAAGCCUAUUAUCGACUUGGUCAAGCGCAAAUUGGACUUAAGAAUUACGAAGAAGCUAUAGAAAACCUAAGGAAGGCACAUGACAUGAUACCAGAAAACAAAAUAAUAUUAGCCGAAUUGAAUCGUGCCAAACAAUUGAUGGCAAAUUACAACCGUUCACAGAUGGUGAAUUUAAAGAAAUUGUUUAAUUAGUAAUUAAGCUUUACGUACAUACGAUGUGAAUUCCCGUGCGCAAAAAAAUAAUUGUAAAAAUGUUAAAAACUAGUUGAACAACGUAACAAGUAUAUAUUUAUUUCAGGGAUGAUUAAAUGUAAAAAACUAAACCAAUUCUUAUAUAAAUGCGUAAAAAUGUCCAGUGUUCUAAAUGUGUUCCAACUCUUGAUAUUAAGUUGAAUCAAUGUUAAAUUUUUUAUUUCUUAAAUACAUAAUUGUGAAUAUAUAUUUAGUGAAAUUAUUUUAUAGCACAUGUGUACUAGUCCAUUUGACGAAGGAAAUAAAAUACGUUUAAAUAA